Molecule: messenger RNA, 1227 nt
Organism: Oxyura jamaicensis (ruddy duck)
Lineage: Eukaryota; Metazoa; Chordata; Aves; Anseriformes; Anatidae
Gene: PRPH2
Product: peripherin 2
Exons: 3
Coding region: 1-1065 (354 amino acids)
Biological process (GO): visual perception
Cellular component (GO): membrane
Source: RefSeq, a predicted model, not a curated record
AUGGCACUGCUGAAAGUCAAAUUCAACCAGAAGAAGCGGGUAAAACUAGCCCAGGGACUAUGGCUCAUGAACUGGUUUUCAGUGUUUGCUGGAAUCAUUGUUUUUAGCAUGGGGUUGUUCCUCAAAAUUGAGCUCCGGAAGCGAAGCGAAGUGAUGGACAAUUCUGAAAGCCAUUUUGUGCCCAAUUCUUUGAUAUUGAUGGGUAUAUUAUCCUGCGCCUUCAAUGGUUUUGCUGGCAAAAUUUGUUACGACUCUCUGGAUCCCACUAAAUUUGCCAAGUGGAAACCUUUGCUGAAACCUUACCUGGCACUAUGUUUCCUCUUCAACAUACUCAUUUUCUUCGUCGCUCUGAUUUGCUUUCUCAUGAGGGGCUCUCUGGAGAGCACGCUGGCUCAGGGGCUGAAGAACGGCAUGAAGUUCUACCGGGACACAGACACCCCAGGAAGAUGCUUCAUGAAGAAGACAAUCGACAUGCUCCAAAUUGAGUUCAAAUGCUGUGGAAACAAUGGCUUCAAAGAUUGGUUUGAAAUUCAGUGGAUCAGCAACAGAUACCUGGACUUCAGCUCCAAGGAAGUGAAAGAUCGAAUCAAAAGCAACGUGGAUGGACGGUACCUGGUUGAUGGCGUCCCCUUCAGCUGCUGCAACCCCAGCUCCCCGAGGCCCUGCAUCCAGUACCAGGUCACCAACAACUCGGCUCACUACAGCUACGACUACCAGACAGAGGAGCUCAACCUCUGGGGCCGCGGCUGCCGGGAAGCCCUCCUGCACUACUACAGCAGCAUGAUGAGCUCCAUGGGUGCUGUCGUCCUCCUCGUCUGGCUUUUUGAGACAUCCGUGAUGGUUGGCUUGCGUCUUUUGCACACUUCUCUGGAAAGCAUCCCAAAUCCUGAAGACCCCGAGUGUGAAAGUGAAGGGUGGAUUCUAGAGAACGGCCUGAAGGACACUCUGAAAUCUGCAUUGGAGAGCUUGAAAAAGAUUGGUAAGUUCAAUCAGGUGGAAGCAGGCGCCGAAGGGGCUGAAGGAGAAGAAGCUGGGAAGACUCCAGCCAUCACAACGGUCAGUUGAGCUCCUAAAUGAUGUGGACUUUGAUAAAAAAGGAAUGAAAAAAACUGAGGACUGUGAAUACCUACUUUUUAAAAGCUGUGUAUCAACCAUCAGAAUACACAUUGCUACACGUGCUUUUUAUAUAUAUAUAUAUAUUAUCUAAAUAUGGGAGUAUACAGCAUA